AUGACAAUGCGCUCGCCAGCCCGCCUCAUCCUCCUGCUGUGCCUUGUCGCCACGCUCGCCCGUGCCGAGUGGUGGGACGACUUCUCCAACAACCUCGCCUCGGACCUAGCUCCCAUCCUCGCUCUCUUCGGCGAGCAAGUGACCAAGCAGUUCCUGAGCGAGUCCACCACGCGACUCGACACCUUCAUCUUCGCCAUGGUGCCGCUGGGCAUCCUCACCGCCGUCGUCUCCGCCGUGCGUGUCUGCGGCGGCCCCUCGCUGCGCGCCUUCGUCGGGCGCGCCCAGGAGGGCGCCGGUGUCGCCGAGGCCGAGCUGUGCUCGUCGACUAGCCGCGACGUCUGCGAACUGUACCACAGCGGCGCCGUCGUUCGCGUCUUUGGCCGCCCCAAGAUUGCCGAGAUUGUCCACGACCCCCGCGGCGCGAGCUUCUACGAGACCGAACGCCGGCCGGCCGAGGACGAGCACCCCGUCGCGGGCAAGGCCGGCCUCUACUCGUUCCGGGACUACAUCGGGGGCCCUAUGGCGAGGGACUCGGGCUGGUCGGAAAACGACCGGCCUGUCGGGGAGUCGCGCAAGGAUAGAUCUCUCGUACGCAUGUGUAAAUGGCUUCUUUCAAAGCUUCACAUUCGUUACCCGGAUGACGGUGACUACAACGGUGCCAUGAACUUUGCCCCAAAUCCUAAUCUGUCUCUUAAUUAUGGAAUCAAGAAGCAUUCUCUCAUUGUGUACUGGGGGGCGGCCGUUGUGGGAUUCGUCCUCCAGGCCUCAGUUCUGUGGUUCGGCGCCCUCACUACCUACAGAUGGCGCUGGAAGAAGAACGAUGCCUAUGCACCCGACUGGGCGUUUCCCAUGAUGGUCUUUGGGACGGUCCUGCAAUGUGCUGGCAUGUUCUGGUGCGCAUACCUGAUAGAGGCAAGCACGAAAGAGAGAGUCUUUCGUCGCCACCAAGAAACGGACCAGCCGUCCUCCUCGGCCAUCUUUGUCGUGCAGCCUGGAAACCAAGUCAUCGGUGACCAAACGUUCGACUCAUUUUCCUACAACGACAGCGGGAACCGAAUGAAGGAAUACACCACCUCGUGGAAAGACCCUUUACAGCAGGCCGCCCCGGGGAAAGCGGCCGCGAGCGUCGCCGUCACCAUGGUCGGCUUCAUUCUGCAGUUUGUAAGUCUGCGGGCCAUGCAUUCGGCCGUGUCCGUUUUUCAGUUAGGCGCCAUCUUGGCGAUGAGCUUCCUCCGGUCGAUGCUGCGUACGCGGAGGCUGGCGCGAGAACAGAACUUGCUGUUUAAUUGCCCAGAUAUGGUGCAGGGCUAUGAGCUAGAUUGGCUGGCCCUGCGAAUCAACGAAACCCAGGUGCCUAUUCUGAAACCCACCAAGUCAUUUCCAAGCGACACUGAUAGCAGAGCAUCACCGAGCCUCGCCCCCCAGAACCCUAACAGUCACUCCGUCCUCCAGAUAGAUUCCGUCAACGGCGAUGGAACGCUGCGUGCCUGCGGCUUCACCUAUGUGGGGGAGGAUCAUCUCUCUCCUGGCAUUGGCAAUGCAAUGAAAGCCAGGCAUGCAAAGUGGCUACAGGACACUGAGUGCCCCAAAGACUCCGCAACACCGCACUGCGGUGCGCGACAGUUUUAUUAUCGCGCAAGGCUAGCUCAACUGACGAGCGAGUCACCCGUGUCAUCACAACUGUCUACUGCGUGGGGUGAGGAUGUCGUGAGGACCCGAUCGCAGGCACGUCUACUGAAGAAUGCGAUUGAAACAAGCGCCGCCAUCAUCUUUUCUCGCGCCAACAUAAAGCCCGACUGGAAGACCGCACAAAUUUUCACUUGGCCGUUCAGCACUCGUCCCUGGUCCUCAGGCUCCGUAGAAGCCUUGUACGGGUCUCAGAUACACUUGACCGUCAAGAGAUCUUGGCUAGUAGGAAACGAGACGUUCAUACAAAGAUCAUGGGACGCAGGAAGCCAGCAGUCCACUUGGCAUGUCGAGCAAGAUGUCAUGGAGGCCGUCAUCGGUUUAUACGCCUGGUCUCUACAAUCUGACCCUGUGACCAAGGAGAAUGACGGCUUCGGGAAUACCGUGUCAAGGGCAGCAGCAGUGGGAACUGAACGUAUCCUGGGGGUGUCGAACGAAUUGAAGAACCUCAAGCCGAUCAAAAAGGAGAUGACGUUUUGGAUAGAAGAAUUUCCAGCGUUGACACGCGAAGUCUUUGCAAAGCCGCGGGGCGUCGGAGACGGCGUAAGAGAGGUUGACAAAGUCUCCUACAAUCUGUGGGAAAGAGACGGCAACUGCUUCGAAGAUAGUGGGCUUGGAUCAAGGCAGGACGGGUACUUGAUCAUCGUGUCCGCCCUUCGAAGUCGAGGCAUACUUAAUCUUCCGAGGGACAGUCUCUCGGAUGUUAUCAGUACUGCGGAGACCCAUAGAAGAGCGGGGGGGUAUGAAAAGGCGGAAGAGCUCUUGCAAUGGGCCUGGAGCGCCAGCGAUCACAUGCAGAGCGACACCUCUGAGAAGCCUGUGCCCGCAGAGCGGGAUGCCAGUGCUGACACGCCGGGCGACAAUUUCCGGCGCCCUGCACGCGCAGAGCGGGACGCAAUCAUGUUGGAGCUCGGUGAGCUCUACCGGCUUGCUAAGGAGCCAGAAUUUCGCCACAAUGGCGUAUCUUGGAUGAACAGUACCAAAACAGACAGAGAUCCCUGUAUUUCCACUGCAGCAUGCGAGAUUGUUGACCGAUACGUGGCGCUUGCAAGCAAGAAAGCGUGCGAUACCGCGCCGUCAUCUGAAGCUAUAACUAAAGCGAUAUCGGACGGGGACAGAUUACAGACCCUACUAUUCCUCAGUCAAAAAGGCAUACAGCUGCUGUCCUCGGACUCGGACCGUCGCACCGUGCUCUCGUGGGCAGCCCAACAAGGCUGGCCAGAGGUUGUCAAAGCCGCCCUAGAAAUCGGCUCCAACGUCGACGCCGGGGACAAGAUGGGUCGGACUGCGCUCAGCUAUGCAACCAAACACGGGCAUAUUGAGAUCAUGGCAAUCUUACUGAAGCAUCAAGCAUCACCUAUCCUGGAGGACAACUCUGGGCGGUCCCCUGUGUCAUAUGCCGCCGCCACGGGCUCCGUUGCCGCACUCGAGACAUUGAUGAGCGACGGCAGAGUUACUGUCGAGACGAAAGACGCGAAUGGGCGCUCCCCACUACACUUCGCAGCGGUAGAAGGCGCGACAGAUGCGGUGAAAUUAUUGCUGAAAAGCGCGGGCAGGAUGGUCGAUGCAGCCACGAAAAAGGGUAUCACACCCUUGCUGGCUGCUCUCAUGCACGAACACCAUGAUACGGCCCAGGUUUUGGUCGACAACGGUGCAAAGUGGGACACCCCGAUUGAGAAGUCCGGAGGGGAACUGGUUAGUUCUUGGAUUUGGGCGGCGGAUACUGGACACUGGAUUUGUGCCGAGUAUCUCUUGGCGCAGCUUAACUCUCGAGAAGCCAUGGACAGCUCCGCUGCUGAGGUACUGAAAACCGCAAUGUCCAUCGAGCUGUGGCCCCCGAACCUCGGUGGGAUGUCUCCGUCUGAGUUUGAGGAAGCUCUUCACCGAAGAAGCAAGAGUCUAGUAGAGAGAGGCGGCCUCAUUCUCAGACAAUUCGGCGCCAAGGGCGAGGAAGUCGUUGUAAAAUCCGAAUCGGUAGAAUUGUUGAUUGGCAGGAAACUAUAUGUCCACUGCUAUCUGACCGAGGUUGUGGAGGGGAAGGCGACGGUCAGGCAAUUGAUGCUGUCAGACUCACAAAUCAAUAUCCUUCCUCUAGUAGUCCGCCGCCUAGGACCUGGCUUUGGCGUUACGGAAGAAAUGCUGAAAGCGGCUGCCGCUCUUCCGACAGAUAAGGGGCUAGAAGUUUUGAAAAUGCUUCUCGACUGGGCCGGGGACGACGUUGAAAUUACCGAGUCGGUCGUCGAUGUCGUAAUGGGCAACCGCUGGUCGGCAGAGGCAUACCUGAAGCUGCUCAUGGAACGCAAGGGCCACGUGGUCCGCGUGUCGGAUGCCAGCCUGCAGCGCCUGGCCGGCGACGGCGACGAGGACUUGCUGCGCGCCCUUCGGGACAAGGCGCGCCGGACAAUCGCGCCCGAAGUGUGGCGGGUGGCGGCGCUGCGCAAGGCCACCGCGGCCGGCGACGCCGACGCGGCGCGGCGGCUGCUCGAGGAGGGGACGGACCCCAACGUCCCCUCGCGCAUCGGCGAGACGCCCCUCCGCACCGCCGUCCGAUAUCGCCACGUGGAGCUGAUCCGCCUGCUGCUGGAGUGGCCGGGCGUCCAGAUCGACGAGCGGACGGCGCAGAUCGACUGGUCGAUCACCCUUCCCGCCUUGGAGCUGCAAAGAGCCCAACGUCUGGAAGCUCAGCGCCGCCCCGACAAUGCCUGA
Molecule: messenger RNA, 4392 nt
Organism: Cordyceps fumosorosea ARSEF 2679
Lineage: Eukaryota; Fungi; Ascomycota; Sordariomycetes; Hypocreales; Cordycipitaceae
Product: Ankyrin repeat-containing domain protein
Exons: 2
Coding region: 1-4392 (1463 amino acids)
Molecular function (GO): protein binding
Source: RefSeq, a predicted model, not a curated record